This is a messenger RNA of Onychostoma macrolepis, 1488 nucleotides long. Its product is annotated as helicase SRCAP-like. Lineage: Eukaryota; Metazoa; Chordata; Actinopteri; Cypriniformes; Cyprinidae. The record is from RefSeq and is a predicted model, not a curated record. The transcript is spliced from 2 exons. The coding region runs from base 252 to 1037 and encodes 261 amino acids.
GAAAUCCCCAGCUUCGUGUGUGUCCUGGUUAUUUCCUGUUGUUCUUUAUUUGGAUGAAUAAAGACAGUUUCAUGAAUCUCCUUCGUCUCCAACGCAGUAGCUGCGCGUGACAGAAUACUGGAACCCAAAAGAAAAUAGUUUUUGUUUUCUUCUGUUUCUCCCCGCAGCAUGGAAGCUGCUCUGAUCUCCGCCCUACCCCGCAGAGAUCUCCCUUUCUACGAGUUCACCGAGGAAUUCUGUGGGCUCACGGCAUGUUUGGCGCUGGACGACGCUACUAUCAACACUCUGUUCUGGCAAAGGGGCCAACCACCAUUGCCCCGUGGACCUCCCAGACACCCGGGAGUGUCCGGGCCCGAGCCAGAACCAGUCUGUCGCCAGUCCCGCCUACAGUUCGUCAGGCAAGUCUGUCCAGCCCGCCGGCCGCUUAUCAGUCAAGUUCGCUGGCUGUUCAUCUGUCUAGUCCGCUGUCUGUGGCUAACCCAAGCCCGCUGGCAGCUCGUCAGUCAAGUCAGCCGGCUGCUCACUCAAGCCCGCCGUUCGUGGGGAAGUCAUGCCCGCUGCCACUCGCGGUUCACUCAAGCACGCCAUCCACCUCACACAUGCCCCUAGGAAUGCUGGUGGAGUAUGAGGGGAUGUCGUGGGCUCCAGAUCCAGAGCGCCCUCUAGUGACAGCUCCUCAAGGGUUAGCUCCAGUGUCGGCUCCAGCCCCAGAGCUCACUCCAGUGCAGGCUCUAGCCCCAGACCAGAGUCAAGUCAUGUAUCCAGAAAUAUUUUCCACAGGAACCAUUCUUGUUGGUCUUGUCAUGUCUGUUGGGGUUCCUGAGAAGUGGGCUGCUUCUCUCGUCAUGGCUGCGGAGGCCAUUCCCAAGCCGCCUGCUUCUCCAGUUGCCUCAAUAGAAGCGGUUCCUGAGUGCACCCCUGAAGAGGUCCCUGUCACCCCAUUCAGCCCAAGGAGGUGCUGUGGGUCUCAUGUCUGGCCCAGAGGAGGCCUCCGUUUCCGUGCCCAGCCCGGUAAGGGCUCAAGUUCCUGUGGAUAACCCUGAGAGGGCUCCUGACCCCGUAGGUUUCCCCAAAGAUUUUUUUUUGGGGGGGGGUAGUAGGGUUCCGGCUGUAAUGGAUGGGACGAGGCCAAGGCCAUGGAGGUCUGCCUGAUCCCCUGAGGACACCCACCCCCCAGUUGUACUGUUACAUUGCGGGACUCACCAUCCAGGAGGGGGGCAAUCUGUCACAUGUGUGUUCCUGUUUUGCCCUUAUCUGGUAGUUCCUGUUCUUAUUAGUUAAUUAUUGGUUAAUCCGUGUCAGCUGUGUUUAGUUAUCUUGUUUAGUUUGAUUAGUAUUUAAGUCCUGUUUGUCCCUUAUUCUGGAUUCCGGUAUUGUUCGUCAAAUCCCCAGCUACGUGUGUGUGUCCUGCUUAUUCCCUGUGGUUCUUUAUUUGGAUGACUAAAGACAGUUUCAUGAAUCUCCUUUUGUCUCCGAGCUCCAUCUUCA